Messenger RNA from Engraulis encrasicolus (European anchovy), 1042 nucleotides. RefSeq names its product UPF0746 protein DDB_G0281095-like. The record is from RefSeq and is a predicted model, not a curated record. Lineage: Eukaryota; Metazoa; Chordata; Actinopteri; Clupeiformes; Engraulidae. The transcript is spliced from 4 exons.
AUGGCAAAAGAGGCUGCUGACGUUUGUUUGUCUCAGGAUGAAGACAGCACUCCUGAGGUGCUGCAAGACAUGCAGUUUGCUGCACCGGACACUGAGAGGCAAACUUGGGUUAAACACGACUUUUCCAUCUUUGGCGCUGCAGUCCCAAGUCCUGCUGCUACGAAGCAGCAGCAGCAGCAGAAGCUGCAGCAACAGCAACAGCAGCAGCAGAGGCAGCAAAAACAGCAGCAGCAACAGGAGCAGCAGCAGAAGCUGCAUCAGAAGCAACUGCAGCAGCAAAAACUGCAGCAGCAACAGGAGCAGCAGCAGAAGCUGCAGCAGAAGCAACUGCAGCAGCAGCAGGAGCACCAACAGCAGCAGCAAAAACUGCAGCAGCAGCAGAAGCUGCAGCAGCAUUAACAGCAGCAGCAAAAACAGCAGCAGGAGCAGCGGCAGAAGCUGCAGCAGCAGCAGGAGGAGCAGCAGCAGAAACAGCAAAAGCAGCAGCAGCAAAAACAGCAGCAGCAGCAGGAGCGGGAGAGCCAAGAGGAGGAGCAGAAGCCUUUGGCAACUCAUGUUAACAAGUGCAAAGACUUUUCCAUCUUUGGCGCUGCAGUCCCAAGUCCUACUGCUACGAAGCAGCAGCAGCAGAGGCAGCAAAAACAGCAACAGCAGCAGGAGCAGCAGCAGAAGCUGCAGCAGCAGCAACAGCAGCAGCAAAAACAGCAGUAGCAGCAGCAGUAGGAGCAGCAGCAGAAGCAACUGCAGCAGCAGCAGGAGCAGCAACAGCAGCAGCAAAAACUGCAGCAGGAGCAGCGGCAGAAGCUGCAACAGCAACAGAGGCAGCAGCAGCAGCAACAGCAAAAGCAGCAGCAGCAAAAACAGCAGCAGCAACAGGAGUAGCAGGAGCAGGAGAGCAAAGAGGAGGAGCAGAAGCCAUUGGCACCUCAUGUAAACAAGUGCAAAGACUUUUCCAUCUUUUGCACUGCAGUCCCAACUCCUGCUGCUUCAAAGCAGCAGAAGCAGCAGCAGCAGCAGCAGCAGAAGCAGCAGCAGCAGAAGC